Prunus armeniaca (apricot) is the source of this 195-nucleotide messenger RNA. NCBI's taxonomy places the organism in Eukaryota, Viridiplantae, Streptophyta, Magnoliopsida, Rosales, Rosaceae. The record is from the annotation of a GenBank genome assembly.
AUGACCGGGCCGCCGUCCUCUUCCUACCCCAGCCAGGUCUCGCCGUCAGCCGUCGAGAUUUCGCCGGAAAAUCGAAGAGAAAAGCUCGGUUUCGCCCGAAACUUCGCCGGCUUCGUUCUCCGUCGUCCGGCCGCCAUUUUUGGCGAUCAAGGAUAUCUGAUUUUCGAGUUAGGGUUUGGCCGGAUUUCGGGAUGA